Meleagris gallopavo (turkey) is the source of this 5992-nucleotide messenger RNA. RefSeq names its product Y+L amino acid transporter 2-like. The record is from RefSeq and is a predicted model, not a curated record. NCBI's taxonomy places the organism in Eukaryota, Metazoa, Chordata, Aves, Galliformes, Phasianidae. Gene Ontology annotation, molecular function: L-amino acid transmembrane transporter activity. Gene Ontology annotation, biological process: amino acid transmembrane transport. Gene Ontology annotation, cellular component: membrane.
AUAAAAAUAAUUUAAUAUUAAACUGAACAUCAAAGUUCAGGUUUUAUAUCAUGUACACAAGUUACAUGCACUAGCGACAGUCUAUCAAUUGCACUCUGUGUACUGCUUUACUAGAAAAUAACUUGAUCUCAUUUAUCAAUAAGAUUUCAUUUCAGGGAAGCAGGUAGCCUCUGGUUUUUAUCAUCUACUUGCAUAGCUCCAUGCUCAUAUCAUCUAAGGAACAGCUGCAUUUUAAAUUCUUACUCCCUUUGGGCUGUACCAACAUUUGUGCAUUUUGGCUCUGAAUUAUCUGAAAGAAAACGGAGGGGAAAAAAAACAAACAACCCUAGAUCUGGCACAAAAAUCACAAGUUGAUUUUAAACCAACUCUGCUGCCAAAAUAGUUGAUUUGGGGAGUUAAAUGCUGAAAUUCUGUGUGCUUCUGUCUCAAUGGGCUAUUCAAGCAGCUGCAGUCACAGAAGGGGUUCCUGCCAACAUCUCAUGUAGCCAUAGGGAGCAGAAACGUGAUGGGGAAAAUGGCUUCUUUUCCUCUUUCUUUUCACACCAUCAGAAAAUGUGUGUCAGUGGUAAGAAACUGGGAGUGCUUAUUAGGAACUUUAAGGGAGAUCCUUGACUGAUGGAUUGGAUAUUCAAAAUUCCUCCAAUUGAGCAAGAUGAUAUUUUUCAUUCUUCAAGGGACAAAGUGAAAAGUAAAAGGAGUCACCCAUGUGUGAAGAGAAGGUCAGCAUUAGGUGGGAUGAUCAGUCAAGUUUGAACACUUAUAGCAUAAACUAAUAUUUAACUUUAUUCCAGUGUUCCUUCACUGCUUCUGUGGUUAGAAAAGUGCUUUUGGGAUGAAAAAAAGCGCUUGAUUUUUAAAGACAGUUUGAUAUCUUUUAAUCUUUAAUCCACAUCAUACCUCAUUAGUUACUUGAUCAACCAGGAGACUGAGUUGCACCAAAAAAAGUGGUAAACGACAUUAUAUAUUAUUCAGAGCUUCUAAAACAGCCAUACUUUACAAAGGAAAAGAUGCAUCUCAGGGAGCCAUCAAUCCACAUUUUAACAACUUACAUUUGGGAUCAAAUGUUUUCAGCCAGAUUGUGCAGACAAGUUUUGUUCAACACAAAAAAAGCUUUGCUUUAGCUCUUAGGAUUUUGAGGAAGUUUUCUUUGGAAGCUCUUUGGAGUGGGUGGAUGGAGGGAGAGGAAGGAGAAAUGCAUUUCUCUUGAGGCAGGAACCAAAAAAGUCAUUGUUCUAAGCAAGCAUUGGUAUGAGUAAGCCUGACCCAAGGAUGGGUGUAGUCAAGAGACAUCUCUGUAUUUGAGGCUGCUAUAUUUUCUUUUGUUGUCCCUUGCCAUCUCAGCCCCAAGCAGUGAUGUGUACACAGGGCUGAUUUAUGUGUGACCACACAGCUGCACUGUUUUUCCGAAUUCCUAUUGAGCUUGGAUCUUGCCCUGAGAGUGCAGGUGUUGGACUCCUUUGUAUGAAAAUGUUUUAAAACAGGGUUUUAAAACACAAUCCCUAUGCAUGUGAGUGGCUUUCACCCAAAAUUCAAGAUGCUUUUAUUCUGUAGCCAUAACUUAAUCUCUUGGAACAGCAUGUUUCCAGGGGAAGAGAGUCUCUUUCUUCCUUAAAAUCAGUUUAGCAACAGAAUGUGGAUUUACAAUUUAAGAUAAAUAACAGAAGUGAAGUCAGGGUUCAAUUUUAGGAAUAUGAAAUAAAUAAAGGAAAUUUCAGGAUUGAUAACCAAGGACAGUGACCUCUCAUUCACCUGUUAAAAAGGUACACAAGAGUGUAUGAGUGUAAGAGUGAAAGGUAGGAUUAUCCACUUCUAUGCGGUCUGUACCAUUUGUGCCUUGUACACUAAUUAUCUUCCUCAUUUCUCAGAUGCUAGAUGCUUUAUAAAAGAUGUUGUCUCCUCUUGUUUUCAGGUAAUACUAUUUGAAGAUGCCAACGUCCUGGCAAAUAUGCUGCAAGAAAAAAUCCAAAUCUAAGAAUGGAAAUGCUGAAAUGGAUGACAUGGCAGACACAAGUGAAAAAAUGCAGAUGAAAAAAGAAAUUACGUUACUAAAUGGAGUUUCAUUAAUUGUAGGAAAUAUGAUUGGUUCUGGGAUAUUUGUAUCUCCCAGAGGUGUUUUAAUGUACAGUACUUCCUACGGACUCUCUCUUAUCAUCUGGGCUCUUGGCGGAAUGUUUUCACUGUUUGGAGCUUUAUGUUAUGCUGAGUUGGGAACAUCCAUUGUUAAAUCUGGAGCUAGUUAUGCCUACAUCCUGGAAGCGUUUGGUGCCUUUGUGGCCUUCAUUAGACUGUGGUCAUCUUUGCUUAUUAUUGAACCAACAACUCAGGCAGUGAUAGCAAUCACAUUUGCUAACUAUAUUGUUCAGCCGAUUUUUCCUCAUUGUGAGCCACCGUACGAUGCAGUCAGAUUGAUUGCAGCUGCUUGUAUUUGUUCCUUAACGUUUAUUAAUUGCGUUAAUGUGAAGUGGGGAACUCGCGUGCAAGAUAUUUUCACAUAUGCAAAACUUAUGGCCCUUGUCGUGGUGAUAUCUGUUGGCCUUUACAAAAUUGGUAAAGGAGAAACAGAAAAUCUCAAAGCUGCCUUUGAGGGCUCAGCAACAGACCCGGGAAUGAUUGCACUGGCUCUGUACUCAGCCCUCUUUUCCUACGCGGGAUGGGACACCCUGAAUUACGUCACCGAGGAGAUGAAGAACCCCGAGAGGAAUUUACCUCUUUCUAUUGCAAUUUCCAUGCCUAUUGUGACUAUUAUUUACUUGCUGACUAAUAUAGCAUAUUAUGUAGUGCUGGAUAUGUCAGCACUCCUCACAAGUGAUGCAGUGGCUGUGACGUUUGGUACUGAAACGCUUAGUUAUGCUAAGUGGAUAAUUCCUAUAGCUGUGGCCAUGUCUUGCUACAGUGGGUUAAACUCAUCAAUAAUUGCAGCAUCUAGGCUUUUCUAUGUUGGAGCCAGAGAAGGACACCUCCCUGACAGUCUGAGCUUGAUUCAUAUGAAGUGUUUCACACCAGUCCCUGCUCUUCUCUUUAAUGGUUUAAUGACUUUGCUUUAUCUCCUUGUGGAAGAUGUUUUCCUCCUCAUUAAUUACUACUGCUUCAACUACUGGCUCUUCGUGGGCCUGUCUAUUGCAGGACUAAUAUAUUUGAGAUAUACUCAGCCACGUAGACCACGACCUAUUAAACUUAAUCUCUUCUUCCCUAUCAUAUACUGUUUAUGUUCCCUUUUCCUGGUCAUAGUUCCUCUCUACAGUGACACGAUCAAUUCCCUUAUUGGCAUUGGUAUUGCCCUCUCAGGCGUUCCUGCAUAUUAUUUAGGAGUCUAUCUGCCAGUUGAAAAAAGACCUAAAUGGCUACAGUGGCUCUCUGUUACAACAACCAAAUACAUUCAGCUGCUCUUCUACUGUGCCCUGUCAGACCUGGACAUAGACAUGGAACCUACAAAAGCUAAAAGCAAAUAGGAUUGCCUUGACACUGGGAAUUGCACUUGACACAUCCUGUCUGGAACAAUUUUUAUAACCUGAAGUUCUCUCCAUAUCCUCAGAUACAUUAAAGCAUCAGCCACUGUACUUUGCACCAAUUUGAUGUCUGUUAAUUUAUGCUUGUUUCAUAAACCACUUGCCAGCCUCUGUUUUACAGGAUUUUUUUAAUUGUUCAUUAACAGUUAUUGAACAGCACUUUGAAACUAUAAAGUAUGGUAUGAACAAACACUUAUCAGUAGGUAAUUAUUAGGUUCAUUGCAAAAGCUUAAAAAAAAAUUAAAUUCCAUCAGAAUCCUAAGAAAUAAAUUGAUCAAUGUAACAAAAAUCAGAUCAGAUAUCUGCAAGGUUUAAAACCUGAGUUGGGAAGCAGAAGCCACAGUGUACUUCUAAAAAUAUUCCUAAAUUCUUAGCCAAAUAAAAAAUAGAUAGUCUGUACUGGAUAGGAUACAGUUGGCAAUUGGUUUUGGUCAAUUCUGUUUUGUGAAAAAUUCUUAUUUCAUUAUAGGCCACAUCCAUUACUCUUUUUGUGGUAGAAGUAUCUUCAACAAACAAAUGACACUCUUGUAACUGACAUAUUUUUUGCUUUCUGGCAGAACAUCUCACUGUGGAGCACUGUAAGGGACUGAGACAUGCUUCAAUUCACUUUAUUCAGAGAAAAUACAUUUUCAUAGCAUCCACUGCUUGCCUUUCAGUAUCAAAAGCAUGGCCCAAUGAAUCGUACUAAUUUUUUUGCACAGUAGAACUUAUUUAAGGAUUUUUUAAGGAGAAAAUUUAAAAAUCUUGAUUAAAAAUCCUGUGAGCUACUGCCCAACCGUGCAGGCUGGUCUUUCACAGAAUGGUUGAGGUUGGAAGGGACCUCUGGAGGACACAUGGUCCAAACCCUCAGAGUCACCUAGAGCAGGUUGCCCAGGACUGACCUUGCCAGUUCUUCUGGCACAGCACCCUGCAUUCCUGCUCUUCAGCAACCAGAGAGCCUUCUGCACUGGCUGCCAGGCCUUCACAUCUUGCAGGUCCCCAUUGCAGCACUAGACAAGUGCACCCACCACUGAUUAAAUAAAUGGGCAGUGAAGAACACUACAUUUUUCAGUGUGGCACACAAUGAUGUGUAACCAGUCCUAAUUCUUAGCUGCUUCAAGUGGAAAAGACAACAACUGUCAGAGAAAAGAAAAAAACAAUCAACUUUACCAACUAGACUAUGAAAACAACAGUUCCUUUUCUAAUCUGCUUCAUAGAUAUGUUGCACUUUUUAUUGUCCUUCUUGUCAAUUUAUACUUCCUUUCUGUAAUUAUAUUUGAAUGUAGCAUGUAUUUUUUUAAUUCAAAUUCCACUCAAGUAACCCCAAGUAAGUUAUUUUUUUUAAAUCUUAUUAAGUCCCUGUGGCUUCCACUAUUAUUGUCUUUUAUUUGUGUCUAUCCAGACAAAGAGAAAUGGGAUAGGAAAGAAGGCAGCUGUUGCCACUGUGACCUUUUUUUCAUUCCUUCCCUACAGUGUAAGAUCAUUUGCAAGAUGAUAAGCUCAUGUACCUCUAGCCUAAUGUUUGCUGGCACUUCUUCUGUGAAGCUUUCUCCACACAUUCCAAUGCCAUCCAUUGCAGCACUUGUGGGAUUUUCUUUUGAUGUAAAGUGUAAGUGAUAAAAAUGCACUAAACUAAGGUAUGGUACUUAGAUAUUUAGUAUUUAAGGUACUAAUAUACUAGAAAUAUAUAUUUUGCUUUUUAGAAGCUGUGACUUUCAUGCACUAAAAUCACUGAAAUAUCAUAAACAUUAAGAGGAAAGGAGAUCAAGGGUGUAAUUUAGAUUGCCCUGUUCCAGAUACUCUCGUGUAUUCUUCAUGUACACAAGUGCCUAUGUUACAGUAUUGCGUGAUGUUCAUUCUGCUCUGUGACUUCACAGAAAUACUGCAUUGUCAUCCCACCUUUUGAAGGCACCAGUUAAUGAUGCAGUUGAGAUACCACAAUGCACGCAGAGAAUAUAAAGCCUACAAGACAGUGCCAUAUUAAACCUAGCAGUCUUUGUCUGCAGAGUUCAAAGUCACGCUUGGUGAUGAGCUUCAUGUCACAUCAAGAAAGCACUGCACCAUGCUAUAUGUUUAUUACAUGCCCAAAGGUGCUACGUGUUUGGACACAACUGAAAUGAUACCUCAGGUGGUAGCAGAUAGUGGGUACCAAAGGUAGUAUAAGAAAGGCUAUGAGCAUUUCCAUAGAAAUUCUGAGGUGAUAAACUUUGUGGUUUUUUAUCAAAAUCUGUUUUUGUAUGAAUCUGUUGGCUUUCUGGGCACCACACACAAGCUUCCAUUUUCUUUCUUUCUGGACAGGUGACAAGUGGAAGUGUAUUAGUAGUCAGAUACAAUGUUAUAAAUGUGAAUACUGUUAUUGAAAUUCUGUAUGGACAUUGGAAUCUCAGAAAUGUUCGUGUAUUUGUUGAUUUUUAAUUCCUUACAAAUAAUAUGUGUAAGUUGUUUUCAAAUAUCUAAAGCCAAGUUAUAGAUGCUGAAAUAUUUAAAUAAAUCACAUUUGAUUCUUG